Molecule: messenger RNA, 3885 nt
Organism: Lodderomyces parapsilosis
Lineage: Eukaryota; Fungi; Ascomycota; Pichiomycetes; Serinales; Debaryomycetaceae
Gene: PDS5
Product: Pds5p
Exons: 1
Coding region: 1-3885 (1294 amino acids)
Biological process (GO): DNA repair; mitotic sister chromatid cohesion
Cellular component (GO): nucleus; chromatin
Source: RefSeq, a predicted model, not a curated record
AUGGUACAGCCACGCAGGUCAUUAACAACAUCAUCUACUAUGGGCAUGAGUAGUAUUAGCAGUAGUAAUAGCAAUAGUAGUAGCUUACAAUUUGACAAGCGAAUCAUUAGCACUAUUAAACUGAAUAUAUCUAACAAGGAGUUGAUAACUAGAUUGAUGGAAUUGCACGAAGAGUUAUCUACUUUGGAUGAUGAGGAAGUUGAUUUGAUGUCACUAAAACUGGUAACUAAGGAUCUUGUCGACAAGAGAUUAUUGAAUCAUCCAAGUAUUGGGGUUCAAGCAUUUACUUGUUGUUGCUUAUCAGAUAUACUUAGACUCCAUGCCCCCAAUGCCCCCUACCCGGACGAACAAUUGGCUUUCAUCUUUGAAUCCUUUUUCAAACAAUUUUCACGAAUCGCUACUUCCGGAAAAUCAGAACGACCUCAAUACUACUUGCAAUACGUGUAUUUAUUGAAAAGAUUAGCGGAAACUAAAUCCACCAUUUUGAUUCUUGAUCUUCAUGAUUCUCAAAAAUUGAUGAAAUCAUUAUUUGAUGCUUUUUAUAAUGUUGGUACCAAACAAAGUUUUCCCCGUGAGUUGGAAACAUUGGUGACUGAUAUUUUAUCAGAGGUUAUUUCUGAAUCUGAAGCCGUGCCUCUAGAUAUCAUCAAAAUAAUAUUGACUAAAUUUGAAGUACACGGACCAAAUAAUCAGUUGCUUCUGGAAAACAUUACCACACCUGAAUUCAACUUUUCCCUAUCUGUUUGCGAAAACAAUGUUGAUAGAAUGUCAAGAUUGGUGGCCCAAUACUUUUCUGAGAUUCUAUACACAAACUCAAACAAGUUAGACCUUGAUCAAGAAAAUGAACCAGAGUUUCAAAAGAGAAGUGAGAAUGAGUUUAUCAAAGCUUUGGAUGCUUUAAAAAAGAUUCACCACUUGUCGGUGAAACUUUGGACAUUUGUUCCUUCCAUAAUGUCAUCAGUCAUUUGUCUUAUUGAUGAUGAAUUGAAUGCAAGUGACGAAAGAGUUCGUGCAUUGGCUACGAGCACUAUAGGGAAAAUGUUGGGGGUAAAAUUGUACAGCUCAACAGUUCCAUUGCACAAGGUCAACUUUUUUGUCGUUCACCGCACGAUUUGGCUGAAUUGGUUGAAAAAGAGUAACGAUAUAUCGCAUUAUGUUCGUACUAUCUGGGUAAAUCUUAUUCCCGACAUUUUAACCAACAAUCCAUACCUUACAAACGACGUGAGUCGUGUUAUUGCUGAUGAAUUCCAAAAGUGCUUAGUGGAUACUGAUCACAGAGUUAGAGAUGCUGCUUGCACUUCCCUUAGCAAGAUACCAUACGACAUGUUCAUCACCAAAGUUGCCAAUAAAGGAAUUUUACAAACUAUGUCACAACUAAUCAGAGAAAAACACAAGAGUAUCAGAUCUACAUCCAUUCGGGUUUUGAGUUCAAUAUACUACAGCCAUGCCCAACACGUCGUGAAUCGUGAUGAAUUCCAACUAGACCAGGAUCUCAAGAAAUUGAUCGAGGAGAUUCCUAAUCAAAUUUUAUCAUUGAUCUACAUCAAUGACAAAAAUAUCACUGCCCUAGUUGAUGAGUCAUUAUUUGAAAAGCUAGUUCCCAUUUCUGAGUCAAACACAAUUAAGCGAGUGGAAAAUUUGGUUAGGUUUUACUCCGUUUUGAAUGAAAAGAGCAAAGAAGCUUUCACGGCCAUUAUCAAAAGACAACAUCAAAUUGCAAGUGUGAUUGAUAAUUUUUUAAUCAUCGCCGACGAAUGCAACAAGGUAAACUCAUUUGACAAGGAGAAUAAUCCUCCGUCGACAGAUUUGCUUAAAUCAAAUUUGGCAAAAUUGGAAAAGAUUUUGAAUUGGCUUUGCGUAUCAUUCCCUGACGACAACAACACUUAUUCAUGUUUGGAAAGGUUAUUCAAACUCAACAGGGCCAGAUUUUACCACUUGAUAAGAACAUGCAUCUCUUCAGAAUCUGACUUAAACACUAUCAACCGAGCAUUCAAAGAGUUGUUAAACAAGCUUGCAGACCCAAAAAAUUUGAAGUGCGAUGACAAUGUUACUGUAACUCCAGCUGAUAUGGUUUACAAUGCAAAAUUAUUGGUAUUGAGAGGCUCACCUUCAUUGUUUAACAGAUCCAAUGUUGAGCAGCUUAUUUCUUAUUCAAAACUGACGCAGCAUGAAUUCAAAGCGCCAGCCAACGACUUGCUUGAGCAAAUGUCAAACACCACACCUGAAGUGUUUAAGCAUCAUGUAAGAGCGUUGGUCGAAUUGUGCAUGGACGAGAAUGAAGCAAACAUAUCAGCACGCCUCAAAACCAUAUAUCACUUUGUUAAAAAGUUUCCAGAAUCAUUCCCAGGCGAGAUUCUGUUCACCGAACUGUUGACAAAAUUAGCAAUCGAUGGAUUUCCAGAAGAAGCUAGGUAUUCUGUGAAAUUGCUCAGCUUCAGUGAUCGAAAAGAAGUUUGCUACCACGAUAUCAUCGGCAAGGUGUACCCAUUAGACAUUACCGAUGAUCACUUUGGCGCCCAUUUAAGCAGUAUUGCAGAACUUCUCUUGGUUGAUAAAUUUUCCGUUAGUGACAAAGAGUCAGUAAUUACAGAGUACUUGAUAAAGAAUGUAUUACUUGAAAACACAGCCAAGGAUGAUCAACAAACAUACAAACUUUUGGCAAUUCGCUACUUUGUCAAUUCUUUGAGAAGCUACAUUGAUGAUCCUGAGACAGCUAAGGAGAAAGCGGCUCCAGUUAUCAAGUUGUUCCUUUCAAUAAUUGGGAAUGAGGGAGAAAUCGUCAAGGAGUCUGAUGAAACUUGGCCAACACCAGAGACUUACAAAGCGAAAUUAAGAUUAACUGCAGGAGUGUAUUUAUUGAAAAUGGCAAAAUUUCCAAUAUAUAACGAGGUCAUUUCAUCAUCGACAAUGAGAAAGCUAUGCUUCCUUUUAAACGAUGGGGAACCCUCAGUGAGAUCCCAAUUCUCAAAGAAAUUGAGACAAUAUCUUGCCACCGAAUCGAUUUCGGAAAAGUAUCUUUCCUUGGUCUUUUUUACUGCUGUUGAGAGUGAGAACACACUUAAAACAGAAAACACUUUGUGGGUAAAAUCUAUGUUCAAAAGAUUGGAAACAACAAAGAACUUAAAGUUUGAAAAAUCGUUAGUCAGGCUCAUCCACAAUAUCACUCACCAUGAAAAAUUUGUUUCCAUAUUGAGUAACGGUGAAGAUGAUUCAGCAACUGGGGAGGAUGGAAAGAUGCUUCAAGCGUAUUUGUUCGCAUCUCAUUUUCUCACUUACUACGUCCAACUAAUAGGAAAAGCCGAAAACAUAUCUUUGCUUUAUUACUUGGCCAGUAGAGUCAAGCAACAUCGGGAUGCGACCAUUCCAAGCGAAGAUUACGAAACACUGAAUAAACCACAAGAAGUGCUCAACUUGUAUCGAAUCGCCGAGUUGGCACAAUUGGUUUUAAAGACAUACAGCGACUGUAAAGUCUGGCCCAUUCAAACUUGGACUGAGAAAUUCAAGUUACCUCAGGAUAUUUAUUCUCCUAUGGCUAGCGCUGCUGAAGCUCAAUCUGUUGUGUCUCAAAUUUAUAUACCUGAUGGAAUUCAAGGCCAAUUAGUGAGCCUGAUAAAAAAGGAUGUUUUCGACACGAAAAGGAAACAAAAUGACAAUGGUGUUACAGCCAAUGCACCUCUGAAACGUGCAAAGCCUGUGUCAAACACCGUCAAACGUGGCACGAGCAAAAAGAGUUCGCGAAGAAUUGAAAAACCUAGUAAAAAUGUUAUUGAGCCCACGAGAAGAAGCAGUAGAGUCAGAAUUAAAAUAGAUUACAAAAAACAGGUUGCGUCAGAGGAUGAUCUGGAACCGGAUUCAGGCACGGAAUCGGAGAGCGAUUUUGAGUAA